Messenger RNA from Ectocarpus sp. CCAP 1310/34, 3070 nucleotides. Lineage: Eukaryota; Phaeophyceae; Ectocarpales; Ectocarpaceae. The record is from the annotation of a GenBank genome assembly.
AUGCGCCGCCGGUCAACCGUCAUGUUUUACGCCGCUUCCUACAGCUCUACCCACCAGCCAAAGGCCAGAGGCCCACCGCGCACACAAGAUGGCUUGCCCGCCUGGCGAGUGGGUUCACCAAAAGGAGGAAAACUAGCCUCGAAGAACAUCGGAAAAUACAUCGUCACGAAGAAGCUCCUGGUUUUCGAGCUCAUCGCAGGAGGCGCAAACACAACAACAGCAGGAGCUGAGCACAAACAACAUCCCCUAACACCAAGCACUCUUGGCAGGGAAAAGAGCAACAAGCAGAUACGGCCUACAAUAUCGCAGAAGGAGAUGAACAUUGGGACUGGGCCAGAGGCAGACUUUCGGGAUGGUUGCCUGUCGCUCCGAGCGUCGACGCUUGACAAGAUACGAGCUUCACAAUCCCCAGGUUUUUCGGGCCAGGUUCCAAACGGCCUCGGCAGGCAGCCUCUGUCCAACUUCAGGACCCAGCCCGUAGUGGGAUGGGGACACUAUACGGACGGCAUCAAUGAUAAGGGGAGGCCGGUGGAGGCACUCAAGGGAAAGAACACACCGGGACCUCAGUACGAGCUAGACAAGGUAACUUGCGGGCAGCAGGUACAGUCGCGGUUCAAGACAGCGCCUACCCCAGUUUUCGGCAGCUCGCAGCGGCCGCCGCUCAACGGGGAAGGAUGCGUGAGUCCCGGGCCUAUGACAGCCAUGGUCAACGUCAGCGCCCAGCCGCCUGGCCCCAAGUACUCCAUGGCUGGCGCACCAUGGCGGAAGCAGACCAAGGUGCCGAAGUCGCCAGGGCCAGGGCAAUACAACGUCUACGGAUCAUUGGGGGAGCAGAAGGAGUCGACGCGGAGGUCGUUCAAGGGCUUCGGUUUUGGGGGCAGCGGGAUCGGUAGAGAUUUGGCCCUUCCGUCAAGGAAGGUUCCGGGGCCGGGACACUACUCGUGGCACGAAAAUGACAGGCCGCGUCAGCCCGGCGGAAAGUUUGGACAAGCCCCGCAGCGCCCGCAAACGCGCGAAGAUCUCCGACCCGCCCCCGGCCAGUACAGCAUCCCGAGCACCCUGGGAACGACGAUGGACUCGAGGUUCCGGACGGUGGUGGCCCCGGGGUUCGGGACUCCUCCGCCGAUAGACGAACAGCGGCCGCACUCCGCCGCGGCUAGGCUUGGGGGCGGGCCCGGGCCGGGGGCGUACGACGUGGGAAGGGUGGAUAGUCUGGCGGUGCAGAAGAAGCCCCUUUCCACGGAAAAAAGCUGCCUGUCGUUUCAGAUCAAGCCCCCGACUUCUGUAAAGCCAAACGUCUCACGCGAGAGGAAGCUGCAGGAGCUGGACCCGGAGAGCUUGAGGCGCGCCAUCAAGAGCACGCGAAAGGGGUGCCGCGUCCCGAACGUUUCGUUCGGGGUAGGCCCACAGCGGCCCGUGGACAACCCAGGAAAGUGUCCGGGGCCUCAGGCGUAUGAUCCGGAGAACUUGCGGAGAGCCGUGUCCGCCUGCAAGUCGUCACCCACUCGCGGCGUAAAGUUCGGAACUGGCCCUCAGAGGCACGAUACAGCGCAGUUGGACAAGAGCCCCGGACCGAAUGCCGGUUACUUCAUCCCAUCAACGUUGGGAGCACAGCAGGCCAACUCCAUGUUCGAGAGCGUGAAGACGUCAAGCUUUGGCCCCCCUCCCAAUAGAUCCUCCAGAGGAAACACGCCUAUGGUCACCCCUGGACCGUCGGACUACAAUCCAACGUUCUCCAACAUGAUACAAACGACGCACGCUCUGUCCUUCGGGGGGGCGACCCCCAACAGCAAGGGCGGGGGAGCGAGAGGCAUGCCGCGGCGCAGCAGUUCACCGGGCCCCGGCGCCUACUCGAUAGGGUCUGGUUUGGGCGUUCAGACGUCCUCCAAGUACCCCUCCAGCACGGGGCCCUCGUUCAGGGCCAGGUGACAGGUUGAUGUGGCUGGCUGUGGUUGAGCCAGUGCUGCUACACGGCCGUUGCAACCGCUGGUGCUGCUGUAUUUUCGAACAAACUAAAGGUCGUGAUGUUGUUGUGUGUGACGUACUCAGGGCUCUUGGGGGCGGGGUGGACUGGGUCAGGGCGGAGCUGCUCCUCUUGCCCUUCUAAACGGACUUGAUGUUGAGGAGGACCAGGAAUCGAUCGUUCGUUUUUUGGUCUUCUUUCUUGUGCUUCAAUAUCUCGACAGGCAGUAUUGCUUUUGGUGUGCAUGGAGGCAUGCGUCAAUUCCUCCUUACUAUUCAGGCCUUUCCCUCUUUCUUCGUGGGUGAAACUGAAAACAGUCGAGUUAGGCGCUUUCGAACCGAACGUGUUUACGUCAUGGGAUGUCCCAGAACGAGCGGUGCCUUCGAUCCUCUAGCAAUGUGAUCCUGUGGGGAGCCUGUUCAAGAAUGUAUCGACCAGCAUGUUCGGUCGUACGGGGAAAGCGCUUGUUGAUCGUUUGGUUUUUCCUUGGUUGCUUGGUGGUCCUUGGGUCGGGUGAUAAACAUACGAACGCGACGAUGAUUCCUCGGUCAGCAGGCGCUCCGUGGGCAGUGACCCAAUUUGGGCUGGAUAAGCACAUGUUUGACCACUCUGUAGCUCAGCUUUCUAGUCCCAGAUGGUUGCAAGCUGUUUGUUGUUCGGGCUUUCUCUCUCUGUGCUUUCUCAUGUGGUCCUGGGAUAGUUUGGUGUUGUACUGCCAGCGAUAGAGCUCCGUACAUAUUCUAGAAGGUAUCACAACAGCUGACGGCGCUAACGACGGACGACCAAUCGGAGUAUGUUGCUGGACUUGGAGGAAGGCGGCACAGCGUUAGCACUACUGUAUUCGAAUAUUUGUUUUUGUCUAAGGGAGUAGACUACUUGUUUUUGCCCUGAUCGACAGUCCACAGCGUAAUUCCGAAGCUUACGCGACUCUCUGAUGCGAAGACACAUUGCGUAAAUAUAUUCCACAGCGAUAAAGAGCAUACCUCUACCAUAGGUUCGGGUGUUUGUUUUGUGACAACGGAAAAUGGUUUCUUUGCGCGUGGAAGAGGAUUGGUAAGUACUAAGAUGCCAGGCAUACAUAGAGUUAUUCAAUGUGCAGACGCAAGC